This is a messenger RNA of Cololabis saira (Pacific saury), 2154 nucleotides long. RefSeq lists its product as uncharacterized. The transcript is spliced from 8 exons. Bases 248 to 1192 code for a protein of 314 amino acids. The record is from RefSeq and is a predicted model, not a curated record. Lineage: Eukaryota; Metazoa; Chordata; Actinopteri; Beloniformes; Belonidae.
GAAAGCAUUUAGAUGAGAUGUGAAACAUCUCCUAGAAUCAGCAGGGUUGACAAUAAUGCUUACCAUUGUUUUAUGACCCUCUGCACUCUGUAAGAAACGUAUAUAGAAGAUAAGAAAUGCACGUGAGACUCAGAGCUUGCUGUUGCUCAACUGCUCUGUUCUAUAUAACAGGCUGCGCCCCCGUACUCACUCCUCUCUACACCGGUGUCCUGGCUCACAUAAGAAGGAACAAUAAAAGUGGAGCACCAUGGCAAAACACAACUAUGGGCGCCUUGCUACCAUUAUGGUGUCUGUUGUCGGCUUUGCAAUAAGUCUGGUAUUUAACGGGCUGUCUGUGGUUGGAAUUGGUCCCUAUCAAACCACUACAGCCAAUGUGUCUGCUGUGUUUGACACGCAGCUCACACCCUCAGGCUGGACCUUCAACAUCUGGAGUGUCAUCUACACCUGGCUGAUAGCGAUGAUAAUCUACAUUGUCACGGGUCUUUGCAGAAAGAAUGGACAUGGAUACGUUUACUGCAGCCCAGCAGUGCUACCCUACGGCUUCUUUGUUAGCUGGUGUAUUAAUCUGUGUUUCAAUAUUGGUUGGCUUCUUGCCUGGGACAGAGGAAUGAUGAUUGCUGCACUGGUUCUGCUCAUCCUGGUCAUUGGCACAAACUACUCCAUGACAUUCUUCAUCUGCCAUGGACUUCACAUUUAUGGCGCUUGGCUCAAAAAAUACCACAGAGUUGAACUGUGGCUUCUUCGGGUGCUGGUUCAGAAUGGGGUGAUGAUAUACGCAACCUGGACAACCAUAGCAACGCUCAUCAACCUGACCAUUGUGCUGACAUAUGAUGCUAAGAUGUCCCCAACAGAUGCUGCCACCCUCUCGUAUUCUCUGUUGACUGUGGUGUUGCUAGUAUGGUUUGUUUUGGAAAACUCCAUCCUUGAUAAACAUGUACGGUACAUCUGCAUCAACUACCCUGUUGUUCUCUGGGCCCUGACCGGAAACUUGGACAAAAAUUAUGACUCUAACUCACCCAGUCGCAAUGGCAUCUUCAUUGUUGCGCUGCUGGCUUUAACAUCUGUGCUGUUUGUCAUGCGGAUUAUUUUGGUGGUUUGGAAACACAUCAAACAGCCACUUUAUGAAGACAUCAGUCCUGAAGCUUUGGAAGCAAUGGAGACAGCUGAAAAGCAGAAAAAAAUAUUCCGUUAAGUAUUUUUAGAUUUUAGCUCAGAGGUCAUCUUUUGAUGCGUAAUUUGUUUGAUCUCCAGUAUGAUACUAAAGCCUACGGCGGCCCUCAGCAUGUUUCUGACUUUUGAACUGCUUUGAUGAAAAGUGCCUGUUAACUGAAUGUGAUGCAAUUGCUUGUUUGAACUUAAGAUACAAUUGUUGGUCAGUGGUCUGUCAUAUGGAAAACUUUUUAAAAACUGUUAUUUUUUGUUAGCAAAUUUAAAUACACAAUAGGUUAAUUUGGCUUUCAUUGAUAGUGUUUUUUUUAAUUUUUUUAUCUUUGACUGACUAAUCUGUGAACUUGUAUGGCUUCUUUCCCCAACAUCAUAAUAUCUCAGCUUAGAUAUGUUUUUCAAGGCAGAUAUUUAAGUAUAGCAAACAAUAAUUGGAUCAAUAUUUUGUAUGCAACUUCUAUCUUCUUUAUUUCCUUUUUAUUGUUUGAUUUCUUCUUAAAAAUGUGAAGUUAACAUUAUGAUGGCAUUAUUAAUCCAUGACAGGAGAAUAGUUUAGAACAUUUAACUGGAAGAUAUUGCUAUGAUAUUGCCUCCUUUUAGUUAUUUAUAUUAAGAAAACUGUAAUUCUUUAUAUAUAUUUUUGAAAUGGUAUGAUUAAAUGUGUAAAUGAUUUAUACUAAAAUUUAAAUUAAUUUGCAUCAAUUUAGUGACAUUUCCAUGACAUAAAUGUGAAUAUUAGAUUGCAUAAGUUUCAUGAUUCUUCUUUUAUUCAUUUUUUUCAUGUUACAGUUAAUGUUGCGCGUGGAAAUGCUAUUAAGAGAAGAUUUCUAGCUCAGAGUUUGGAAACAAUUCAGAGAAAACAACCUAUUGUGUGGAUUAAAGAUUCUAACUCACACAUUUUUAUCUGAAAUUACUCUGCAAAAUCAUCUAAAAUUAUACUGUAAUACACACAUGAACAAGGCAUACAAACGUGACUAAAAAUACACCCAC